AUGUCCCAAUCUACGAGUCAUGUCCUCCACCACAUCCACAACUACAUUCCGCGCAGCGACUCAACAACAUCAUCAUCAGACCUCACCGUCCAGGCGAAAGUAGGUCUAGCUUUCGGCAUACUAGGAGCAAUCCUCCUCACCAUAAUCCUCACCACCCUGAUCGUCCUCCGAAUCCAGCACGGACCCGUCAUUACUCUCCGAACCCUCUUCUCCCGCAACCCGAUCCCAAACAUACAGAGACAAUCAUUAUCAAUAGAUAUCUCCCCAUCGGACGAGGAAUCUCAGCCGCCGCCGGCAUACACACAUCCACACCCACACCAAUUACCAGAGACAGGAUCGAAGGGGAAUGCAGAUAUUCCACCGCCACAACAAGCACAUAUCCCCCCCUCGCUGCGCAAGGAACUUAAUCUGCAUGUUGAUACAUCGCAUUCACCUACCACCACUACCACUACUACUGCUAUCGCGACGACGAAGCCGAAACCUACACCGCUGAGAACAAUGUCCGAUACGGAGAUACUAAGAUCAUCAACAUCAACGUCAUGUGAGAAAGAUAGAGAGGCGCGCUCGACGCUAAAGGUCCAGAUCCACCACCACCAUCACCACCAUAAUCAUCCAUAUUAUAGUCGGCUGAGGGUGGGGAGUCCGAGGUCGCCUGUAAGCACUGGUGGUGCUGCUGGGAUUAAAUCAGACAGGUUAUGUCCGCCGGAUGAGUAUGCAGUGCCGCCGGAUAGUCCUGAUGUGAUUGUGUUGCCGUCGCCGAGGGAGUUGCAGAAGUUUAGGAUUAAUGUUUAUCGAUGA
Molecule: messenger RNA, 798 nt
Organism: Aspergillus tubingensis
Lineage: Eukaryota; Fungi; Ascomycota; Eurotiomycetes; Eurotiales; Aspergillaceae
Exons: 2
Coding region: 1-798 (265 amino acids)
Source: RefSeq, a predicted model, not a curated record